Messenger RNA from Vigna umbellata (rice bean), 2689 nucleotides. The record is from RefSeq and is a predicted model, not a curated record. NCBI's taxonomy places the organism in Eukaryota, Viridiplantae, Streptophyta, Magnoliopsida, Fabales, Fabaceae.
AAGGCCGGACAAGAAUCCAUAACAUACAUGAUUCGAUCCCAAAAUAGCACUAAACAGAAUUUGAGGAAUACUCUGAUGCAAAUUCUUUAAUACGGUUGGAAAAGCAGAACAAGUGAAGAGACAAAGCAAGAAGACGACCUAACUGAGCCAGUAUUAAGCAACAAGAAGCAGAAGAUGAAAGAAGAAUAAAUAAAUAAAAAAUGAAUUAAAAAAAAAGACGUUAAAGUGAAACGCAGGUUAGUUUGUAGCAUUUUUUGUAUCCUCUGUGACGUUCUUUCUUCACCGAACUCUCCCGCGGAUCCAGCACCGUACGCGGAGGAUACCAUCGGACACCAGAUCUCUCUUUCUCUCUCUCGAUGAACGAUUUCGAUGGUCUCUUAACCAGCGAUUUCGGGUUCAAACCCCAAGGAAAAUCGGCGCCAAUGGCAGCACCUAAAGCUUCGUCCAACAAUUCAUCUUCUCUCAACUUCGAUUUAGGUUCGCGGUCCGCUCGAGCUUCCAAUUCCUUGGCCGGUCACGACUCCGUCAACGCCGCUUCCUUUGACGAUCUCUUCAGCGGCGGUGGCAAGUCAGACGCGUCCUAUGACUUCGACUCCGUGUUUCGCGGCUCCGCCGAUUUCCGCUCCAAGUCAGUUAACCUCCCGGCGCAUGACAAACCGGUCUACGACAAACCGAUGCAUGACGACGACGACGACAUUUUUGACGGCGUUCCCGGCCUCAAGAGCUCCUCCAAGUUCUCCUACGGCGACGUUCUCACUCCGGCCGCGUUCGAUGAUCUUCUCGGCGGGUUAGGUAAAUCGAAGCCUUCGGAGAAGAAAGAGCGAGGUGUCGCGGAUUUUGAUGACUUGAUCCCUGGAUUCGGGAGCAGCAAGGUUUCCACUGAUGGGUAUGUUACGUGUCUGUAAUUGAAUCUAUUUAAUUUGAGCUAGUGAAUGUUGUGUAGUAGGAGUUGAGGUUUAUUUACUGAUCUUUGGAACAAUCUAUUUGUUUGCUGAAAGGGCGUGGGGAACUGAGAUUGUGACGGUAAUGUAAUUGAGGAGAGAAAGAAGCUUUUGUUAACUAUAUAAUUUAUGGACCACUUGAAAUAAAAUACCAGAAAAAUAUAGGGAGGGCCAGAAAAACUAUAGGGAGGGAGUUUCAAUUCAUUUCAAGUUCUUCUUUCCUGAAUAGUUGAAUUGAAUAUAACAUGCCGAGGAGUAUAAAAAGUGUUUUUGCAAAAAUAUUGGUUCUUAGCUUGCUCCGUUAGUGAAUUAAGUAAUUUAAGAACAAUAAUAAUGGUCUUAGGAUUGUGUUUAAAUUAACUUGUGCAGUGAAGACAAACAAUUGGGUGUGGAUUUUGGAUUGUUUGUGUAUAUGUGGAAUAUCCGAAUAUCAUCUAGUGUCUUUUCAUAGUUCAUCCUUUAGAAUUAUUCCAUAACUUAGAGAUCACACCCAUGAGUAUAAAAGUUCUCUGCCCGUGAUAUUCGUUUGCUGGUCUUCAUUGCAAAAGAAUUUAGACUCGUAGUUCACAAGCCUACUUAUCUACCGAUAGGAACGAACAUUGCUAUCAAUUCGUUUUGACUGCCUGAAAUCGAAGUAGAUAUUCUGAAGUAUGCCUAUAUUACUGGACUGAUUUGGAGAGGAACGGGUAUAUUUAUUUAUUUUUUUCUGAUUAUGUAUUUUUCUUCUAUAUUUGCACAGACUAUCUGUUUGACAAUGAGGACUCAGGUGUAUUAUUUCUAGGAGCUGACGAUUGUCGGUUGUGCAUUAAUCCUCUUAAAUACACUUUAUAUGUCUUUUGUAUUUUGAAAUAUUAGGCUGAGGUUAUUUGUUUGAAUGAUAUCAACUUUUUACGGUAAUCUAUCAAGUUGUCGUUUAAGGGUUCACGACAUAGUUUGAAAGGUAAGGUGUAGUUAGUUAUACUUGCUGACUUCAUUCAUUAAAGUAGACAGUUGAAUGAAGCUCAAAAAUUAGUUCAGGAAAAAUGGGAGAUCCACCAAUGAACUUAUUUUAUUCCGUGGUUUAUUUUCGUGACAUUUUCAAAUUGGGUAUUAUAGGUAGGCAAACUUGGGUUGUGUCAGAACAUUUUCACACAUAGAGCAUUAGUGAUUUAUAUAAAUUCAUUUACUUAAAUUACUGCAUAAGUUUAAGAACCUGCUAAGCAUCCAAACACUGAGGGAACCUAGUUAGGUAUUAAGGGGGGAGAACCAAAUACUUAAAUACUUAACUGAGCAUCCAUACUAGGUGAUGGGACCCAGGCAUCCCAUAACAUCCAAAUCUCUAUUAGAACCCUUACACUCUGGGAGGAUUAAGUUCUGUUAGGAUGUAAGAAGGAACCUGAAGACUGAUUUUAUUGGUUGAAAGGAUUGAACAGAAUCUGAGAACAAAAAUACUCCAAUCCACCUCAAAUAUUUUGUUAUUUUUUUUAGUCAGUAUCACCAGUGUCUCCUUAUUACUUGUAUACAAUUAUUUCAUUUCCUAUCCUUUAUUUUGUGACUACUCGUCCAUUUGAAACAUUUUCAAUUUUACUAAUCCUGCUAUUCAAUAUUAGAGUAUAGAUAGCCAAACACGCAGCAGUAUAACAAGAAUUUGAGCUGGUUGGUUCCUUGCAAUCAUAGUUAACCCUCGAUGCCCUUGUCCAUGUUAACCAUUUUUGUUUAUUUCUUAUGUGUGACAUCUUCAUUACGUCCUCCAUCAUUUUUUAAUAUUC